GAAAAUAAAAAAGGUUCAUAAAAACAAACAUAAAAGAAAAGGCGACUGUGUCUCUGUUAUUGGGCCAUAUAGUCAUUUGCCAAAUUGCUUCCAUUCAAUUCCUCUAAUUUCCUCCCUAUUUCCCUUUUCUCCUCUUCACCUAUAUUAUUACCAUUCUUCUCUUCCCCUGUUUUUCCAAAACUCGAGCUUUCGUUAUCCUCUCUUUCUUUUUCCUAAAUGAAGAUAGAAGUUACGAUGCCAUCUCCGGUGCCGGUAGAUUUCAACGUCGACAGUGGUUGUACCACUCCUUACAUGAGUGCACCUUCAAGUCCCCCACGUACUGCCACUUUGUUUUACAGUGCACCUGCUAGUCCUACUAGGAUUUCCCCGCUUUACGACGAAUUCAGCUGGGAAGAAAAUCAAAAGGAGAAAGAUAUUGUCAAUGUUGGUCCAGAUGAAGAUGAUGAUUUUGCUUUUGAUUUCAGUGGUCAGUUAGAGAGGAUUUCGUUAUCAGCAGCUGAUGAGCUCUUUGAUUGUGGUAAAAUCAAGCCUUUGAAACCACCAACUCCACGGUUUUUGUACGAUGGAAAGCACAUGGAUUCUCCGAAAUCCCCGAAGAAAUUGUUCAAGAAGAAAGAUUUCGAUGCAAAACAGAGUCGAACAGAGGAACAAGAAAAGGUUUCGAAAAGGGGCAAAGAGUUGAGAGUAUCCGACUUACUAUUUGAUCACGAAAGCAAUCAAGAAAACGCGAAAAAAUCCGCCUCCGUUUCAUCGUCAUCAUCUUCGUCCUCCUCCUCUUCGAGUACUUCAGUUUCUUCCAUGAUCUCACAAUGGUCCAAAAAAUGGAAGAUCAAAGAAUUAUUACUAUUCAGAAGCUCUUCAGAAGGUCGACCGAGUAGUACAGAACACUUAAACAAGUACGAAUUGUUGAAGAAAACUCAUCAAGAAGAUGUUAAGAGCUCCAGUUUUCGAUCAACAGAGAGUGUUAGAUCAAGAAAAAACGGACCAGUUUCGGCACAUGAAUUGCAUUACACUAUGAACAGGGCAGUAUCAGAAGAGAUGAAGAAGAAAACAUUUUUACCAUAUAAACAGGGCUUAUUGGGUUGCUUAGGUUUCAAUGCAUCGUUGCAGGAUUCAGUUUCAAAAAGUGUAGCUAAUUCUAUGUCUAUGGGUCGUCGUUGAUAGUUCACAUUCUCUACAUCUGUAAUUUUUUUGGUUUAAUUUUGUUACUCAUUUGAUCAUUUUCCUCUUGGAAAAUUAUACUUUGUUACAUAUAUUUCUUCUCUCUGGAAAAAUAUUUUAAAAUACUAAAGAGAGAGUUUUUAUAGUUU
Molecule: messenger RNA, 1310 nt
Organism: Capsicum annuum
Lineage: Eukaryota; Viridiplantae; Streptophyta; Magnoliopsida; Solanales; Solanaceae
Exons: 1
Coding region: 217-1161 (314 amino acids)
Source: RefSeq, a predicted model, not a curated record